AUGAAAAUAACAGCGUUGCUGAUGUUGCCUGCUUCUUCUCUGCUAUCCUGUGGGUCCAGCAGCAUCACCCUGGCAGAUCUGACUGCUGCAGUUCCCCACUGAGGCAGGGGUGUUUCCCAAGCCCUUUGCGACCUGUGCCACUGGCAGCUGGUUAGGGAAAGAGGACAUGGGCCCACCAAAGCUCUGGUGCUCCUUUGUCUCUUUCUCACUCUCAGGUGUUAGACACGAGUUUUGCUUGGUCCCCACUUACAAGGCUUUGCCCAUUGCUUCAGUGGUCCCAAACCUGCCCUGGGAAAGACAUCUUGCCCCAGAGAGGCCAUCAGGCAGUGAGCAAGCUGAGGUGGCAGAGGCCAGCAUCAUGGUGAGAGAAUCUGCAUCUGACUGAGGCCAAGGCCAGGGACAGAGCAGGUGACAGAAACGUUUAAUUUUCUUCCAUAUGGCAGGAAUCUCUGGAUUUGUUCCUCCAAGCUGUGCUGUAGUAUUUCAGCGUUCAAAAAGGCACACGUGGGGCCUGGCCAUCUCUUAGGAUUGCUUUGUUUGCAUCAUUUUUGUUCCAGAUCAGAAAUUGUGUGUCCUGCCAGCUGCCUGUGUGCUGUAUGAGUGCAGCCAGGGACAGAUUCUAGCUGAAGUGGAGUGUGCUGUGCCUGAGUGCUGGAGCGCUGGGUCGUAUCAGCAAAGACCUGCUCUGAAGUCCUUAUGUGUCACUGGGCUGUCAGGGAGCAAACUACAGGGCAAUAAUGUCUGACCUGAACCAGAGCAACUGCAGAAGAAUACAGGUGUUAAUCCAGGAUUGUAGAGCUUUACAAGGAUGCAAAGGACCAGGGGAGAAAUGUGUCCUGUAGGUUCAAUAGCACUGCAGCCAAACCCUUUUAGAACAGCUGGUAGUGUAACUGUGUGCUGAUUUUGUUUAAUUUUCCAUUCUCACAGGCCAUGAGCUCAGCCUGCUGAUAAACUAUGGUAUGGAGUUCCCUUCCUGUGGCACCAGGCCCUCGCAGUGCUGCAAACCCUUUUCAACAGGCAGUAUUUUGGCAUGGGGAAGGCAGGGAGAUUGCUCUCAGGCUCCUUGUGCAGCCUGGAAGAGAUGAAAGUUCAGCCAGAUGGGCUCAGGGAGGUUUGAGGCCCUAAACUGAAUCACUGCUGGUUUGAGUCCAGUGCAUGUGCACCCCUUGCUCCCCCUACCUGCACACUUCCAUUGUAUACCUGUACCACCCUCCCUCACAUUCCUUUCCUGCUGUCCCCAGCCCUGGUCUCCCUCUCUGCAGGCAUCCCUGCUGAUGCCUCCGCUCCACUCAAGGCAGACAACCCAAGCAGUUUAACCCUGCUCCAGCUUUCCAGUCCUCCUCAUUGGCAGAGCAGCCCCACAGAUGUCUCUCUGCUCAGCUGCAGGCCAGAGCAGCGAGAGCAGCCUCUGUCCUGUGAUGCUCACAGUUGUUUUUGCAUGCACGUGUGGGCUCGUUCUUCUGCUCCUCUUCUCACCAGACGCACUGACCUCCCUCUCACCUCCAUAUCUCUUGGGUGCCUCAGCAGCCAACUCCCUGCGCUCUGCCUGCUUCAAGGCCAAGCUCAGCAGCAGGCUGUGGAGCUGUCUGGGGAACAGACUGUGUGGUGCUGGAAUCCCAGGAAGGCAGGAGGGUCAGAUGAUGGCACACUGGUAAUGAAUAAUGCCGUACUCAUUGACUUGGAGGCAUCAUAUUAAUAUUGAAUUGAGGCACAUCCUCCUGCUCUUUAUUGCAAGGCCUUCCAGUCUCGGUCUGAUCUACAGCUCUAGGCAGCUUUUAGCCCAGAAAGCAGAGGAUUGUUUUGCUGAGUCGUGCAGGUGCCACUUUUUGAGGAUGCAGUUCCCACCCCAGGCUCCCUGACCUACCCCAUACCCUGUAUGCUGCUCAGGCAGUCCCGAGUCUGGAGCUGUCACUCUCUGCAGUGUGGGAUAGGUCCCAUCCCAUUUUCAUGCACACCUAGCCCCAGAAAUGCUUCCAGCCCUGGGUCAUGGCCCACCUCCCACUUCUACUCUAACUAGGCUGCCUUCCUGCAGUCCCAAAAUACCCCACUGCCCACUGAUUCACUGCAGCCCUCUCCACAUUGCUGUUUCCCCCCCGAGCAGUGACCCACCCCUACCUUUUGCUGGAAUUCCCUUGCCCUGGCUCCCUGCCUGCAGCCCAACCAGGGAUGCUCCAGCUUGAACUGAGCUGUCUGGGGCUGGUGCAGGCGUGUCUGAACCUCCCAUUCAGUGCCAUAAUUUCUCCAUCCCUCAUCCUUUGCUGGAAAUAAAUGCUGCACAAGGGCCUCUGCUGGUGCUAAUGCCUCACGGCACUGGUGGAUGAGGGGCAAAGCAGCCACACCCCCCACCCAGGGGUUUUGGCGAGAUACAGCAAGGACCGCAGCCAUCCCCGCUUCCUUCCUGGAAGUUUAUUUCUGUUUGGGAGGGUUUCCCCCAGCUCCGAGGGUGGGUCCAGACAGAUGUUUGCCUUUUCAGGCCUUUUGGCCGCAAGAACAGGCGCCGGGGGGAGCCCGCUCAGCGGCAGGAGCACUUGCAGGCGGCCACGACGGGGUAGGGGAUGUGCCGCCAGGUGCAGCUCGGGGGGCCGGGCUGCUGCGGGCCCCAGCAGUGCCAGGCCAGCAGCUUGAUGCGGGUGAGCUGUGCGGGCCGGCAGGCCAUGCCGGGGGGCCAGGAGCAGCCGGGGGGCCCGCUGUCGCACGUGGUGUGGCGCACCCAGCGGGGCCAGAAGACGGGUCCCAGGUCGACCCAGGCGGAGGUGGCUCCAGGGUCUCCUCCCCAUCCUCACCUACCUGCCACCAUCCAGCCCUCAGCAUCAGGAAAAGAUCCCUGCAGUCUGACAGGAAGAUGCCAGGGGGAUUGAACAUCUCUUCUGACAGCCCGGAGCUACGAGCAGCGGGGAUUAUUGUGCCCAUCAUCUUCUCCCUCAUCUUCCUUGUGGGUACUGUGGGAAAUGGGCUGGUGCUGGCUGUGCUGCUGUGGAAUGGCCAAGUCAAGUACUCCACCACCAACCUCUUCAUCCUCAACCUGGCUGUGGCCGACCUGUGCUUCAUCAUCUGCUGCGUCCCUUUCCAGGCUACCAUUUACACCCUGGAUGGGUGGCUCUUUGGGGCCUUUGCCUGCAAGGCUGUGCAUUUCCUGAUCUACCUCACCAUGUAUGCCAGCAGCUUUACCCUGGCUGCUGUCUCUGUUGACAGGUACUUGGCCAUUCGCUAUCCACUGAAGUCCCGGGAUCUCCGCACAUCCCGAAAUGCAGGAGUGGCCAUUGUGGUAAUCUGGUCACUGUCGAUGCUCUUCGCAGGGCCUUACCUCAGUUACUACCAGAUAAUCCAUUACCAUGGUGUGCCCCUCUGUGUCCCCAUCUGGGAGGACCAGCACCGAAAGGUUCUGGACAUCCUCACGUUUGUAUUUGGAUACCUGCUGCCCGUGACCGUGGUGAGCCUGGCAUACUCUAGGACCAUCAAGUUCUUGUGGACUUCUGUAGACCCCAUAGAAAGAAUCUCAGAGUCUCGGAAAGCCAAGCGUAAGGUCACCAAGAUGAUUGUCACAGUGGCCAUCCUGUUCUGCCUCUGCUGGCUGCCCCACCACCUGGUCAUCCUCUGCUUCUGGUUUGGCCACUUUCCCUUCAACCGGGCCACUUACGCUUUCCGCCUGGCUUCCCACUGCCUUUCCUACACCAACUCCUGCCUCAAUCCCAUUGUCUACGCCCUCAUCUCCAAGCAUUUCCGCAAGCGUUUCAAGCAGGCCUUCACCUGCCUCUUCUUCCAGAACAAGAUCAGGAAAAAGAAGAAGAGAGUUGGAAGGAAAGUCCAUAUGGUCAAUAUGGAAAGAGGUUUUGCCAACAGGACAGGAGAUUUCUAUGGAGGCAACACUGAGGUGACGCAAGCCCCAGAAGAGAACACCAGGAAGAGGGACUAUGAAGGUGCCAGUCGUACCGGAGCAUGGACUCAGCAGGUACAAGAUGCCAUGGUAUCUGUUCAGAAGGAGCUACUGGAGGAGGAAAUUUUGGCAACAGCUGGCCAUUCCCUAGGUGUGACCCCCCUAAGAGGAACUGUUAUACAAGAUCAAGAAGAAGCCCUAGACAAGGGCUAGAGAGGCAAAAAAGACGUCUCUAUUUGCAUCACAUUUUCUGACCACAUCACAGUGGUUUUGCUUUCCUCCAGGAUCAUCAUGCCCAUGCCUAUCCCCACUGAGAUGGUUUUAUGUUGGCAGUGAGAGAUGAGCUCGCUCAUUCAGACCCACUAAACUGAGUUCAAGACCCCCGGUACUCCUCUAACACCUCCUCUGUGAUCCUGUAGUCAUGUCUGAGACCUGCCAUCAUCCCAGCUCAAUAUUCACAGUAAACUUGAAGUGACUGCAACAGCCGUCCUCUUCUUUAAUUGUGUAUGGUGUUUUAUUAGUGCUGUGUGGAUCCUGAAUAUGUAACCCUUAAUGUGAGGCAUGUCUGUACCUGUAAUUUCUUAAGAGAAGGUGAAAAUUGGGAAGCUUAGGAAAAAGUGUUUAGGGAAAGCUGUGACAUUGUGGGACACCCAGACUUCCACACUGAAGAGGAAACAAUUACAGGUUGUCAUGGCACUUGUAAGUGUCCUGAGCCCUGCAUGGGCUACAAAAUCCUCUGGUGUCCUCACUUGUCCCUAUGCAUGGUGCUGGAAGUUGUGUCAAAAGUAAAGGAGUUUUGGCCCCAGCCAGUGCUGUAGGCAUUGGGGCUGGGUGACAUCAGGCAGCUUGCAGAGCUGUGAUGUGCAUGAGCAGAGCCAUGAUCUCCCCCUAAUUUCUCUUAUUUUUCUGUUCCCUACUUCUGUUUGCAUAAAUCUUUCCUUUUUGCUUUGUCCUGCCCACUCUUAAUUCCCAGCUGACAUGGUAUUUCUAAUGCUCACUGAAGCUGUUGUUCACCUUGCUGGAGCUCGGCUCCAAGGACAUCCCUUUUUCUGUGCAGAGGCUAACUGAAGAGGAAGGCCAACAGUGCUGGGAAUUAGUUUUCUUUUUCCAUUCAGGUGCUUGAUGUUGCUUUCUGCACUUUGGGCCUCCCUUGCCUCUCUCCCUGUUUCUGAUUUUUCCACGUCUCUCCUUUUGUGGUGGCUGCCACUCCUCUACAGUGGAUCUCUUUCAGAAACAUGUCCAGUGUGCCUUCCUGGGAACAAUGAGUUCUGCAGUCACCCUCUGCACAUUAUGCCAUGGCUGGUGGCCAGCUCACAUGGUCUCAUAAUUUCUUCAGGUGAAGACUCACUCCACAGCCCAAAGCAUUGCAGGGAGAAGGGAACAGCAGUCAGAAGCAAUGACGUGGCACAGCUGGACACUGCCUGUUCUUGCCUAGGAGCAGCCGGGAUGUUGCUCACCCCUGAUCCUGUUCUUCCUGGUCCCAGAUUGCAAAUGGAGCAGAUCAGACCAGGACUGACUGCUGCACAUUGAGGUGAAGCCUAAAUGAAACAGGACAGAGAGGACAGGGAAGAUCUUGGAGAGAAGGUGCAUUUAGCACGACAAGUGGCUGCAAGCCCUGGACCCCUUUGCUACGUUCUGCCUGGUGCUAAGGCCCAGUUUGGAGGAGCACAUGAGUAGGAAGGGCAGGUGCUGAGCCUGGGUUGGGAAGGCUCUGGAGCCAGAAGGAAAUUCCUGUGUAUCCAGUACCAGUUUACAUGCUCCAGCUGGUUUCUCAGCUCAAAAGCAGAGGUGAAGCAAAGAUGUCACAUCCUUGAUAGAGCGACAGGUUUAAUUAAAACUGAAGGAGUUUGAUUGCUGCUUUCCACGCAGCCUUCCCUCCAGACUGAUUGUCGUUCUGCAGUCUCUGCUCCCAGCUUCUUGCCUUAAUUAAUUACUGUAUUCUCUUAUUUUCUAUCCUACUUUUUAUCACUCAGGCUGACAAGCUCAUAUUUAACCCUGCAGGGUCUGGUUUCCCACAUCAGUAGAGUGCAGCUUUUCCAAGAUCUGGAACAGGGUAGAUGAAAUGGGAGAGGUGUGAGCAGGUCAGGGUUUCGUGUCUAGUGGUAAGCGUCAGCUCUUCUCUGUGCAGUAACUUAGUCCUGCCAACUGUGUGCUGGUUCUGGUGUCUGGCAUCUCCCUGGCAUGUGUGACAUGAGCCUGACAUACUGGGAAGUGCCAGACCCAGGUGCCAAGAAGCUCAUCCUGCUUAUGACCCUGUGUGUAAAUCUGGCAGCCCUGGGGAAAGGAAUUCUGGUUAUUUGCUUUUGGGUUUAGCUGCUGGUUGCUAAUCUAGAUCAGCACUAGCAGGUUGCCAGGUGAUUAUUUUAAUUCUUCCUCUCUUAGAGAUUUCAUAAAAAAGCCCAGAGGAACGCUGUUUGCCAUACCUCUGUUAUUAUCUUCCUAAUCAAAAUUUGCUGAUUCCUCCACCUAGUCACCCCAUGGGCCCUGACCUGCCCAGGGAUGCUCCCCCAGGCUGGCCAGGCACAAUGCAUGAAGAAGGCAUCUUUUUGUAAGUAUCCUUCUGUAAUGGAAGAGAUCUUUGCUCACAGAGUGAGCAAAGGAAGUGGAUGAAAGAGUGAGAAGUUUGCCAGAGAUGCUUCAUGGGGCUUCCUUAGCAGCACAGAUAAUUGCUGUGUUGGAUUUGAAGUCUGCUAGAAAGGCAAAGGUGGAGGAAAUAAAUGAGUUUAGCUGUUGGAGAUUAAUUAUUUCAGCUGCUGAAGAGCUGAACAAAUUCUUGAUGUUCACACACAUUUCAGUGUGUGCUUUGCACUCGAUAGUGUGGGUGAAGUGACUGCUCCAGAGAAAGGUCAUUUGCUUAGUAACAUCCAUGCAGCUUUGCUGGGAGGCCUUGUCAGAGCUGUUGCUUCUGCUAUGGCUCCUCUGUGAGACACAAUCAGGUUCUCAGCUGUUUGUUUGCUUGGGGCAGAUCCUCAGUCUGGCUGGUUUUGGUUCCCCUCACAGUACAGCAGCAGCCUCAGAGCCAGGGAGGUUGCUGCUGGGUUCAGUAGCUGGGAAUUCUGCAGAUCACAUGCUCUGAAUGAGGAGGGGAAAUAGAGUGUAUUUGGGGGUCAGGUAGUGGUGAGAGGGAACCAAAGCCUAAAGUCUCAGUUGAUAUCAUGGCCCUGGGAAUGGGGACUAAUCAUUGUCCAGGAAGGGAUCUGGGGGGUGCAUUUGAUGGUGUAGAACAAAGAAAAUGAGGAGUUUGGACUGAUUCUAAUGGCAAAAUAAACAGCAGAGGGAAACCUGUGCUGUUGUUUCCAUUCUCCAUUACUGCAACAGAAACCUCUGGGAGACACAGACAAUUGCCACCAGCCUCACGGGUUGUGCAGGGAAAUCUGUUGCAGAGCUGCUGGGAGAAGCUGAAGCCUCUAGGCCAGAAGCAGAAAGAAAACCAGGCAAUGCCAGUCAACAGCUCUCAGCACAGUGGGAAGCCAUGUUUUCUCCUUCCCUGGAACAGCUUCUUUCCUGCCCAGCACCUAAUUCUCAUUCUGGAUACAGCUGCUGAGCAUGACAGGGUAGAUAAGGCUCUGGGUAUGACUGGCUGAUGCAAAGAAACCUAAAACUUUUCUCCAUCCAAUGCCAAACACAUGAUACGGCUCAGGGCAGCCCACAGCUUCAAGCCCUGAGGCAGGAAAGCAGAACUGACUGUGGUGAUUCAUAGAACACAAUUCCUACAUGAUACUUUUCUUUUCUCCACUGAAAACCAGAUGUGCUUUUCUCUUUCUUACCUGGUGUUACUGCUAAAGCAGUGGCGAAACUUCCUAUAGCCAUUUGGUUUUUUAUUGCCUCUCCUGCCAUGGUGGGAGCAGUGUGGCAAAAGAAGCAAGACAAUUGCUCCUGGCUGGCUGCAGCACCCCCACCUUUCCCCUUUGUCAGGAGCUGUUAAGAAAAAACCCAGCACCAGGCAAGAAAAAAGCCUGAAGAGCUGUGGACAACAUCACGUGUGCCCACACUAAAAGCUUCACUCUGAGUCUCAGCUAGAUGUGUUCCUGGGUUUGAGGUAAGCUGGUAAGAGGUGCCUACUUAGAGACAACAUCAGCAACUGCUGGGAUAAAGAGUGUUUUAGCCACGUGCUCUUCAGGCACCUUAAUGGUCUCCUCAGCAACAAGGCUGCUGAGGGCAGAAGCGCUGGCAGCUGAGUGUAUGUGGACAUCAAGACUGGGCUGUAAAGAUGGGAAGAGACAAGGUCAGUAAAGACUGGGCAGGAAGGUCACCUGCUCCUCACACAGGGGCCGUGCUGGAAGCUCCCUGCCCUGCCCCUGUCCUUCUCCGGUCCCUCAUCCUCUUGCUGUCUCUUCACAGCACAGCCAUUUUAUUCGGCAUGGGGCAAGGCACGACUUCUGCCACUGGGAAAGGCUGCUUUUCCUCUCUGCAAAAUAUCUCCCAGCUUGAAGCACUCCUGCCGGGAUUCCCUUUCCUCUGUUUGUACGGUUUCACAGCAGCCUAGAUUUUAAAUUUGGAUUUCUUGGCUCUGGAAGUCAGGAUCAGAAAAGGUCAGCCAGCAACCCUGUACUUCGAUCUGCAAACAGAGUGGUGAUUGAACUCAAACAAC
Molecule: messenger RNA, 8465 nt
Organism: Onychostruthus taczanowskii (white-rumped snowfinch)
Lineage: Eukaryota; Metazoa; Chordata; Aves; Passeriformes; Passeridae
Gene: GALR3
Product: galanin receptor 3
Exons: 4
Coding region: 2318-4087 (589 amino acids)
Biological process (GO): adenylate cyclase-modulating G protein-coupled receptor signaling pathway; neuropeptide signaling pathway
Cellular component (GO): membrane
Molecular function (GO): galanin receptor activity
Source: RefSeq, a predicted model, not a curated record